This is a messenger RNA of Octopus bimaculoides (California two-spot octopus), 1477 nucleotides long. RefSeq lists its product as uncharacterized. The record is from RefSeq and is a predicted model, not a curated record. Gene Ontology annotation, biological process: regulation of DNA-templated transcription. Lineage: Eukaryota; Metazoa; Mollusca; Cephalopoda; Octopoda; Octopodidae. Gene Ontology annotation, cellular component: CCAAT-binding factor complex. Gene Ontology annotation, molecular function: DNA-binding transcription factor activity; DNA binding.
GCUGUAAAACUAGGGUAUACACAUGUAAUGGUGACGUUGACACAAAUACUACACAAGAGCACAGCGCCAUUUUCAACACAUUGUAAUUAAUGUUUCCCGAAUCGCUUGUGGACGACUAUCGAUGAUAGCUAUGGCAGAAGGUGAAACCUACACAGUAUAUGACUCAGACACACAUCAGCCAUUAACCGUGACUGUCAACCCAGAAGAAGGACAUUCUAGUAUUCAAUAUAUUACUCAAGAUGGUACCCCACUAACUAGUCUGAAUCAAACACAAGCAGCAGAAAUAGUACAUGUAACAGAGUCUCAAAAUGCUGUCUACACCACUCUAUCGAAUUCAACAUAUGUUGCCACUCCUGCAUCUUCCCAGACUGCCAUCGCCAACACGGCUGUGCCUUUGGUAGUGCAAUCAAGUAAUGGAGUGCAGAUGCAGAAUGUUCAAGUUCAACAAGCAAUAGUCCAACAGCAGUCACAACAAGGAAGCAAUGUCAUCCAGGCUCAAUCUGUUGUUCAGAACAAUGUCUCCAACGUUGCUGGUUCCGGUUUACCACAGAUGUUGUUUCUAAACCAAGUUAAUGUUAAUGGACAGCCAUCUCUCGUUUUGGUAGACUCCAAUAAUAAACCUGUACAGUUACCUCAGGGUAUUCAAGUGAUAAAUUUACCAACGCAGCAGAUAGCUGGUCAACAACUACCCAUGGUCAGUCCUGGAGAAACUGGAGAGGAGCCAUUGUACGUGAAUGCUAAACAGUAUCAUCGAAUUUUAAAAAGACGACAAGCCAGAGCAAAACUAGAGGCUUUGGGCAAAAUACCUAAAGAAAGGCGGAAAUACUUGUAUGAAUCGCGGCAUCGUCAUGCCAUUAACAGACAACGUGGCCAAGGAGGCGUCUUUGUCAGUGGACCUCGAAAAGACCCUUCACCCAUAAACCAUUCACAUGGAGCUGCAAAUGGCAGCAGCCAUAUUCAACCCACUGAGACAAGAUACAGAGAAAUUGCAGCUGCUACAUGUUCACCAAGCUCAGGGCAUCCGAGUGAUUUACUCAGCUCUUUAACGACUUGACUUAACUGAAACUCAAUGCUCAUUCAUGUAAAGCGCCUCUAAAAUUCCUGUGCUAAUGUUAUGAACUUUGUAAUUCAUAUCUGAAGGGACAUGCUAAGUGAUAUUGUAAAUAAUAUUAUGAAUGAAUGAUGUACUGACAGAGUAACUAUAUAUAUGUGUGUGUAUAAACAUAUAUACAUAUAUAUAAUAACUGUCCACUAUUAAACAGACAAAAGUGACAGUGUACGGACUAAUGGAUUCAGCAUUAAAAAAAUUUACUGUGCUGAUUUUGUUACACAUCAUCCACUUUCAGUAUAGUGGCAAUCAUUUUCCUUUUAUUCUUCAUCAUCCACCAUAUCUCUGUCCUCUCCCUUCUCUCUUUCUCUCUCUCUCUGCAUUUCCCUCAUCCUGCUGUGUAUUGAAUAGAGAAUCAGUUUUUGUCUU